Messenger RNA from Rhineura floridana, 531 nucleotides. It is a transcript of the gene FERD3L, whose product is annotated as Fer3 like bHLH transcription factor. Gene Ontology annotation, molecular function: DNA-binding transcription factor activity, RNA polymerase II-specific; RNA polymerase II transcription regulatory region sequence-specific DNA binding; protein dimerization activity. The coding region runs from base 1 to 531 and encodes 176 amino acids. Gene Ontology annotation, biological process: regulation of transcription by RNA polymerase II; developmental process. The transcript has a single exon. Lineage: Eukaryota; Metazoa; Chordata; Lepidosauria; Squamata; Rhineuridae. The record is from RefSeq and is a predicted model, not a curated record.
AUGACCUCGGCGGCCAAUCCUCCCAGCACAUCCUCAGCCAGCAGCCCCACCAAGGCCAGCGACUGGCCCCGUCCCCACCACGAAGGACGGCUGGGGACCCCAUCCAUGCUGGAUCUCUUGGCCGAUCUCACCAGCGAGGGUCACCCUCCAGGGGAGACCACCCCUUUGGAUCUCUACGCGUACCCCUCCGGAGCUGCCUUUGGCCAGAGGUCUUAUUCUGCUGCCGGAGGGCUGCUCCGCUUGGACGAGGGCGAUCUGGAGGAGGAAGAAGCAGAAGAAGGGGGGCUGAGGAGGGCCGCUUUCCUGGGCAGACCCAAGAGAAAGCGGGUCAUCACCCACACGCAGCGCCAGGCGGCCAACGUGAGGGAGAGGAAGAGGAUGUUCAACCUCAACGAAGCCUUUGAUCAGCUGAGGAGGAAGGUGCCCACCUUCGCCUACGAGAAGCGCCUCUCCAGGAUCGAGACCUUGCGCUUGGCCAUCGUCUACAUCUCCUUCAUGACGGAGCUGUUGGAGGGCUGCAGGGCCAGCUAG